GGGAGGCAGAGGUUGCAGUGAGCCAAGAUCUUGCCACUGCACUCCAGGCUGCGUGACAGAGCGAGACUCCAUCUAAAAAAAAAAAAGAAGCAGGGUUAUAAUGAUCUCAGACGGUAUUUAGACAUUUUCCCAGAGGUCUGCGGAGCAGCCUGCAGGUUUUUGCCUUCCGAUCCAGAGAGCUACCAGUCCAGCCCCUGUAUGUGGUAGCUUGGUGGCACUGGGGAUUUUGUAGUUCUUUUGUGGUACAGUUUUCCCUUUCUUGCAGGAAGUCGCAUCUUCUUCAGCUGUUUCUCUAUUAAGAUGACCCUUCACACAUCAGUUUCUGUUUGCUUUGGUUGCUGUUGUUGCUUCCUAGCCAUUCUUCAUUUAAUUCUACAUACCGUGUUCUUAAUAUUAAAUUCGCUUAUUAUACCUUCAACCACAUGUGGAGUUGCUCAAUUCUUCCUUACAGGAAAAUUCCAAAUAUUUGUUGGAGCUGCUUUUGAUUUCUUUCAAAACAAUUCCCUCUGAGGGGUUUAGAGUUGAUGUUUUCUUUUGUGUCCUCCCUGCUAUGUGAGCCUGCUGUUGGGCAGGAAGUUAACUCUCUUUUCCCAGGGAAACAGCUUGGAUGAAAAGACUGGCACAUUUUCUAUUCAUUCCCAUCAGUUGGCUCUUAUCUGACAUGAACUGGGCAGCAUCUAAAUGUGUCUUUCUUGAUUUUGUUGUCUUUCUGCAUAGAGCAUAUCUUGUGAAAACAGAAAUAUCCAUGUAAUGGUUUUCUCUUGUAGUGACCUUUUGAAAUUGCUUGAGCAACACAGAGAUAAUGGACAGGGGUCCCUGGGUGAAGCACCUAGAGGCUGGAAAGCUGAUGGCAAAGCUGGAGCGUGAGGCAGGGAGGGGACAAACACAGUGCAAAGGCAGGAGGACAGCUGUGCUCUGUAUUGGCCUAAUUACAAGGACUUGCACUACAGCCAGAAUCAGCCAGCAAAUGCAGAGAUAAGCUUUUGUAAAGAAACUAAAAGAAAGGGAAAAGAGGAAGUAAAGAAAAGAUCUCUUUUCAGAUAGGGAGCCAGUUGGACACUUAAGAGCAAGGAACAUCCCAUUUCCUGUUUGUGAUUAUUCCCUGGGCCUGAAUGACAAGGUUGUUUCCUCCCGUGAGCUAACAGUCCAUGUGGGUGAUUCAGCUCUGAUGGGAUGUGUUUUCGAGAGCACAGAAGACAAACGUAUGAUCAAGGUAGACUGGAUGCUCUCAUCAGGAGAGCACGCCAAGGAUGAAUAUGUGCUGUACUAUUACUCCAAUCUCAGUGUGCCUACAGGGCGCUUCCAGAGCCGCGCAUGCUUGGUGGGGAACAUCUUACGCAAUGAUGGUUCUCUCCUGCUCCAAGAUGUGCAAGAGGCUGACCAGGGAACCUAUACCUGUGAAAUCCGCCUCGAAAGGGAGAGCCGGGUGUUCAAGAAGGCGGUGGUUCUGCACGUGCUCCCAGAGGAGCCCAAAGAGUUCAUGGUCCGUGUGGGUGAAUUGACUAAGAUGAGAUGUGUUUUCCAGAGCACAGAAGAAAAACACAUGACCAAGGUAGAAUGGAUGUUUUCAGGACAGCAUGCCAAGGAGGAGAUUGUGUUACGCUACUCCCACAAACUCGGGAUGACUAGACAGUACUCCCAGAGCUGGGGCCACUUCCAGAAUCGUGUGGAACUGGUCGGAGAUGUUUUCCACAAUGAUGGUUCCAUCGUGCUUCAAGGAGUGAGGGAGUCUGAUGGAGGAAUCUACACCUGCAGUAUCUACAUAGGGGACCUGGUGUUCAAGAAAACCAUUGUGCUGCAUGUGGACCCGGAACAACCUCGAACACUGGUGACCCCGGCGGCCCUGAGGCCUGUGGUCCUGGGUGGUAAUCAGCUGGUGAUCAUCGUGGGGAUUGUCUGCGCCACAAUCGUGCUGCUCCCUGUUCUGCUAUUGAUCGUGAAAAGGACCUGUAGGAAUAAGAGUUCAGUGAAUUCUACAGUCUUGGUGAAGAACACAAAGAAGACUAAUCCAGAGAUGAAAGAAGAACCCCGCUAUUUUGCCCGCUAUGAAGGGGAGAAACAUAUUUACUCCUCAAUAACUACACGGGAGGUGACUGAGGAAGAAAAACCAAGUGAAAACUCAGAGUCCGCCUACAUGACCAUGCACCCAGUUUGGCCUUCUCUGAGGUCAGAUCAGAACUCACUUGAAAAAAUGUCAGAUGGGGGAAUGCCAAAAACACAGCAAGCCUAUUGAGAAGAAUGGAGAGUCCCUUCAUCUCAGCAGUGGCAGAGACUCUCUCCUCUGUGUGUCCUGGGCCACUCUACCAGUGAAUUCAGACCCCCACCCUCCCAGCUGUCCUCCUGUCUUGUUUGGUCAAAGCGCUGAAGAUGGAGAGUUUGGGGCCUGGCAGAGAGACUGGACAGCUCUAGAGGAACAGGCUUUGAUGAUGGGAGGGGGGCAUGGACUUGGCCUCUGGAAUGGGACACUGGCCCUGGGAACUGGGCUGAGCUGAAUGGCCUCAAGCCCCCCAUUGGAUCAGACCCUCCUGUGAGCUGUGUUUUUAGUGGAUGAGUUACUGAGAAGAAGCAGAGAUAAAAACCAACCCAAAUCACUCCUCUGGAACAUUAUUUCUAAAUAAAUGUGGUUUGUGGAAAUC
Messenger RNA from Cebus imitator (Panamanian white-faced capuchin), 2636 nucleotides. It is a transcript of the gene JAML, whose product is annotated as junction adhesion molecule like. Gene Ontology annotation, molecular function: cell adhesion molecule binding. Bases 1169 to 2233 code for a protein of 354 amino acids. Lineage: Eukaryota; Metazoa; Chordata; Mammalia; Primates; Cebidae. The transcript is spliced from 9 exons. The record is from RefSeq and is a predicted model, not a curated record. Gene Ontology annotation, cellular component: membrane. Gene Ontology annotation, biological process: neutrophil chemotaxis; heterophilic cell-cell adhesion; neutrophil extravasation.